AUGUCACAGCCGAAAAGCGAUCAAAGCCAUCCUGGAAUGAUUGAUCCCAUCGACACACGCUCACCAGAGAAAGAUCAUGAUGAACCUGUCGAAGAACUGUCUCCCGCUCGGCCGGUGAAGUCAGACUCGUCCGACAAGGACCUCAAGAUAGUCAACUCGGACUUGAGCGCUCAGCCCCGCAGACACUCCAGGAGAGGCUCUGCGGCGUCACGGCGACACUCGACCGCGCUUGUUGCUUCCGAAACCUCACCUUCAGUUUGCGAGUCGUGCGGUGAAGACAAAAUUCAUGGUUGGAGAGAUGUCGUUGAGGCUUGUAGUCUGGUGAGUGGUCCGUCAUCCGCGUCGGCAUCUGCUCCUGAGUUUGACCCCUUCCGCCCUUCCCGCAACAGUCAUGGCACCAGCAACGCAAACAUCUGUUCACCUCUUGGAUUCACGUUCCCUUAGGUGUUACAUUCCUUCUUGUUGUCGUCUGGGGCCUGAAGCUUGCCAUCGAUGUAGCACCCUUCAGAUUUCCGGCUGCAGUCUUGGCCGCCUUUGGCAUCUUCCUGUUACUUUUGCUCCUCGAUUGGCUCUCAUCAGUGUUUCCUGGUAGGAGGCAACGAGAUGCAGAAGCAAUGUACGAGAAGUCGGACCGACCACAGAAGAGACGCAAACGGUUCAUCGACCCUGUGCUCAUGCUCUUGGCGCCACCGUGCGACUUUUGCUUGCGUAUCAUGAGCGUCCUCUUCACUCCGUGAGCACAUGCACGUCGUCCACCGCACCCCAACCUUUCUGACGCGCAUAUCUUUAUUGCAGGUCUUUCAUCCUGAUCCCUGCCCGUGAGGUCAUCUCGGGCGGUGAGAUUGGUCGAAUCAUUGGAUGGUUCGCUGCGACUCAAGUGCUUGCUUUCCUUUUCCCAAUCUAUCUCAACAAGGGCAUCAACUGGGCCUUCACAAUUCCCAAACAGCUUCGAGAACGUCGCGAGAAGGCUCAGUCGCCUCUGACAGACCUGCGCCGGUCCAGCACGGUCAAUGGUCGACGCAGCCGUAGAGGCAGCACGAUGAGUCAAAGCGGUUCUCUCGAUCACAGGAGCCGCCGCGGCAGUACUGCUACGAUAGCAGGUCUCGAAUUCGAAAAAGGCUACGCUUACUCUGGUCAGCAACGCCUUGGCACCAUUGCAAGCGGACUUGCCGGAGUCACCGCCACAAUCACAGCACCGGUAGCUCACAUUGACAUGACGUUGGAGGAUGACGAGCAAGCGUACUACAACGCCGUUGCCAUCGAGCAAGCACGUCAACAAGGUGACCCUGCAGUCACUUCACCUAAUCUAGCACCGUUAUCCUUUGGUAGCUUCGUGCCGCACUCCGACGUGAGCUACUUUAGCCAUGCUCGAAUGCCAGUCGAUCGCGAAGGUAGACCGCGUCACCACCAUCACGCCACCUCGGCGGAGCAGCGUCGCAACAGAUCCCGAAGUCGCGACGGUGCUCGCAGUCAAUCUAGACCAGCUACAGCGAGAAGCUUGACCGUCUCGCCUCGCGUGCCCAGUGGAGGGGGUUCGGUCGAGUACGGUCCGCCGUCAGUCGCCACCGUACAGCGCUCUGCUACCGCGGUGGGCGCUCUCCCAGUCGCAAGCCCAGCUCCUUCAGAUGCCUAUCGCUUCCCGAGCACUCAAUUGUCGCCGGUGCAAACCACCAUUGCAUUCGACCAAGAUUUGCCAACAGCUGCUUCUCUCCGUGCUGCUGAGAAUGGAGCGAGAGCCAAAUCUAAUGCUCCAGCCGUUGUAGGUGUACGGGAACCGGAGCCCGCGAAAGUAGCAGCGACGUCUUCUGCCAGCUCAUCGCGCAGACCUUCGCUACUUGGCAACUUCAUUGCCCCCUUGAGCAUGUCGAGGAGAGAGUCCGCCACUAGCGGCCCCACCCCGGUUGCUACAUCAGCUUCCAGUCAAGCUUCCGCAAAAGACCGCGCAGAUCAAGCUGCCGUCGCUCCCAGCGCCUCCGCUCCUGCGCCAGAAGAUCAGCCUUCCGAAUACGGACCAGAUGCGAUCGAGCGCCUAGCGUCGUGGAUCAGUGACUUGAUCACUCCGAUCAUCUACUUCACCUUGAUCAUCAUAGGUCUGCCUCUCUUCUUCGUCCUCAAUUUCGCGCUGCCUCUGUAUCUUGGCAUCAAUCUGCUAGCCUUCAUUGGCGCCAUCACGAUCGUGCCGCCUAAGAUCCGAAGAUUCCUGCAUCCCAUUCUCAGUACAAGCAUCGUGACCGUGCUGUUGAUUUGGGCGCUUGGAGCCAUGAAGGGCUUGAGCAUCAAGCAGGCUCUUGCACUGUACAGCAAUGGCGCUAAAUACACCGUCCUCUGGGACCCCGCCGGCUACCAAGGCCCUGUGCCGGGAGCUGGUGACAUCCUCUUUAGUGUUCUCGACGCAGGAAUCGUAAGUCUUCAAGUAUUACGGCUCUCUCGAUCAUUCCAGCUUGCUCACACCUUGUAUACCUUCAACAGGUCUCCCUUGCCAUUCCAAUGUACCGCUAUCGCAAGGACCUGAAGCAGAACUUUUGGCGGAUGCUCAUCGCCUUGACGCCAUGCGCGGCCCUCUCGCUGUUCUUGUGGCCCUACAUCGCCUACUUGAUGGGUAUGAACGAGGUUCACGCACUCGCGUUCUCAGCGCGCUUCAUGUCUACUCCUCUCGCCAUCGAGCUGGCGAACAACAUAGGCGCAGACGAAAGCAUCACCAUCGUACUGGUUUGCGUGACUGGUAUCAUCUACGCCAUCGUCAAGGAGUACGUCUUCAAAUGGACCAAUGUCAAGGAUGACAUGACCGUUGGUGUUGCCAUGGGCUCAACGGCUGGUGCCAUCGGUGCAUCCAGCCUUAUUUCAAAACCGCGCCAACUUGCUCUUGCCAGCCUGUGCUUCAUCCUCUUCGGUGCCAUCAUGCUCAUCGCAACGGCGAUUCCGCCCGUCGUCGAUGCAGUGAGGAUGCUCGCGGCCGGCAACAACGUCAUUUGA
Molecule: messenger RNA, 2973 nt
Organism: Ceraceosorus bombacis
Lineage: Eukaryota; Fungi; Basidiomycota; Exobasidiomycetes; Ceraceosorales; Ceraceosoraceae
Source: the annotation of a GenBank genome assembly